AUGGUCGUGGACGUGGACAUGGACGUGGACGUGGACGUGGACGUAGACUUGGACGUGGACGUGGACCGUGGACGUAGACGUGGACGUGGACAUGGACGUGGACGUGGUCGUGGACGUGGUCGUGGUCGUGGUCGUGGACGUGGACGUGGACGUGGACGUGGACUGGUCUUGGACGUGGACGUGGGCGUGGACGUGGACGUGGACGUGGACGUGGACGUGGACAUGGUCGUGGACGUGGGCGUGGACGUGGACGUGGACAUGGUCGUGGACGUGGACGUGGACGUGGACGUGGUCGUGGACAUGGACGUGGACGUGGAAGUGGGCGUGGACGUGGACGUGGACGUGGAUGUGGACCUGGUCGUGGACGUGGACGUGGACGUGGACGUGGACAUGGACGUGGACAUGGACGUGGACGUGGACGUGGACGUUGACGUGGACGUGGAUGUGGUCGUGGUCGUGGACGUGGACGUGGACGUGGACGUGGACUUGGACGUGGACCUGGUCGUGGACGUGGACGUGGACGUGGACGUGGACGUGGACGUCGACGUGGACGUGGACCUGGUCGUGGACGUGGACGUGGACGUCGACGUGGACGUGGACAUGGUGGAGGUGGACAUGGAUGUGGACGUAGACGUGGACAUGGACGUAGACGUGGACGUGAACGUGGACGUGGACGUGGUCGUGGACGUGGACGUGGACGUGGACGUGGACGUGGAGGUGGACGUGGAGGUGGACGUGGAGGUGGACGUGGAGGUGGACGUGGAGGUGGACGUGGAGGUGGACGUGGACGUGGAGGUGGAGGUGGACGUGGACGUGGAGGUGGACGUGGACGUGGACGUGGACGUGGACGUGGACGUGGACGUGGACAUGGUCGUGGACGUGGACGUCGACGUCGACGUGGACGUGGACGUGGACCUGGUCGUGGACGUGGACGUGGACGUCGACGUGGACGUGGUCGUGGACGUGGACGUGGACGUGGACGUGGACUUGGACGUGGACCUGGUCGUGGACGUGGACGUGGACAUGGUCGUGGACGUGGACGUGGACGUGGACGUGGACGUGGACAUGGUCGUGGACGUGGACGUGGACGUGGACGUGGACGUGGACCUUGACGUGGACGUCGACGUGGACGUGGACCUGGUCGUGGACGUGGACGUGGACGUCGACGUGGACGUGGACAUGGUCGUGUGGACGUGGACACGUGGACGUGGACGUGAACGUGGACGUGGACGUGGACGCGUGGACGUGGACGUGGACGUGGACGUGGACAUGGACGUGGUCGUGGACGUGGACGUGGUCGUGGUCGUGGACAUGGACGUGGACGUGGACGUGGACGUGGACGUGGACGUACACGUGGACGUGGACGUGGACGUGGACGUGGACGUGGACGUGGUCGUGGACCUGGACGUGGACGUGGACGUGGACGUGGUCGUGGAGGUGGACGUGGAGGUGGACGUGGACGUGGACGUAGACGUGGACGUGGACGUGGACCUGGACGUGGACGUGGACGUGGACUUGGACGUGGACGUGGACGUGGACGUGGACGUGGACUUGGACGUGGACGUGGACGUGGACGUGGACAUGGACGUGGACGUGGACGUGGACGUGGACGUGGUCGUGGAGGUGGACGUGGACGUGGACGUGGACGUGGACGUGGACGUGGACUUGGACGUGGACGUGGACGUGGAUGUGGACGUGGACAUGGACGUGGACGUGGACGUGGACGUGGACUUGGACGUGGACAUGGACGUGGACGUGGACGUGGACGUGGACGUGGACGUGAACGUGGAGGUGGACGUGGACGUAGACAUAGACGUGGUCGUGGACGUGGACGUGGACGUGGUCGUGGACGUGGACGUGGAGGUGGACGUGGUCGUGGACGUGGACGUGGACGUGGACGUGGACGUGGACGUGGACGUGGACGUGGACAUGGACAUGGACGUGGACGUGGACGUGGACGUGGACGUGGACGUGGACGUGGACGUGGACGUGGUCGUGGUCGUGGACGUAGACGUGGACGUGGACUUGGACGUGGACGUGGACGUGGACGUGGACGUGGAGGUGGACGUGGACGUGGACAUAGACGUGGUCGUGGACGUGGACGUGGACGUGGACGUGGACGUGGACAUGGACGUGAACGUGGACGUGGUCGUGGACGUGGACGUGGACGUGGACGUGGACGUGGAGGUGGACGUGGACGUGGACAUAGACGUGGUCGUGGACUUGGACGUGGACGUGGUCGUGGACGUGGACAUGGACUUGGACGUGGACGUGGACGUGGACGUGGACAUGGACGUGGACGUGGACGUGGACGUGGACGUACACGUGGACGUGGACGUGGACGUGGACGUACACGUGGACAUGGACGUGGACAUGGACGUGGACGUGGACGAGGACGUGGACGUGGAGGACGUGGACGUGGACGUGGACGUGGAGGACGUGGACGUGGACGUGGAGGACGUGGACGUGGACGUGGACGUGGACGUGGACGUGGACAUGGACGUGGACGUGGACGUGGACGUGGUCGUGGACGUGGACGUGGACGUGGACGUGGACGUGGACAUGGAUGUGGACGUAUACGUGGACGUGGACGUGGACGUGGACGUGGACGUGGACCUGGACGUGGACGUGGACGUGGACGUGAACGUGGACGUGGACCUGGACGUGGACGUGGACGUGGACGUGGACGUGGUCGUGGAGGUGGACGUGGACGUGGACGUGGAUGUGGACUUGGACGUGGACCUGGACGUGGACGUGGACGUGGACGUGGACUUGGACGUGGACGUGGACGUGGACGUGGACGUGGACGUGGACGUGGACCUGGUCGUGGAGGUGGACCUGGUCGUGGACGUGGACCUGGACGUGGACGUGGACGUGGACGUGGACGUGGACCUGGACGUGGACGUGGACGUGGACACGUGGACGUGGACGUGGACGUGGACACGUGGACGUGGACGUGGACGUGGACUUGGACGUGGACGUGGACGUGGACGUGGACGUGGACUUGGACGUGGACGUGGACUUGGACGUGGACAUGGACGUGGACGUGGACGUGGACGUGGACGUGGACGUGAACGUGGAGGUGGACGUGGACGUGGACGUGGACGUGGACGUGGACGUGGACGUGGAGGUGGACGUGGACGUGGUCGUGGACGUGGACGUGGACGUGGACGUGGACGUGGACAUGGACGUGGACGUGGACGUGGACGUACACGUGGACGUGGACGUGGACGUGGACGUACACGUGGACGUGGACGUGGACAUGGACGUGGACGUGGACGAGGACGUGGACGUGGAGGACGUGGACGUGGACGUGGACGUGGACGUGGAGGACGUGGACGUGGACGUGGAGGACGUGGACGUGGACGUGGACGUGGACGUGGACGCGUGGACAUGGACGUGGACGUGGACGUGGACGUGGACGUGGACGUGGACAUGGACGUGGACGUGGACGUGGUCGUGGACGUGGACGUGGACGUGGACGUGGACAUACACGUGGACGUACACGUGGACGUGGACGUGGACGUGGACGUGGACCUGGACGUGGACGUGGACGUGGACGUGGACGUGGACGUGGACGUGGACGUGGACGUGGACCUGGACGUGGACGUGGACGUGGACGUGGACGUGGUCGUGGAGGUGGACGUGGACGUGGACGUGGACGUGGACGUGGUCGUGGACGUGGACGUGGACGUGGACGUGGACGACGAGGACGUGGACGUGGUUGUAGACGUGGACGUGGACGAGGACGUGGACGUGGACGUGGUUGUGGACGUGGACGUGGAGGACGUGGACGUGGACGUGGACGUGGAGGACGUGGACGUGGACCUGGACGUGGAGGACGUGGACGUGGACGUGGACGUGGACGCGUGA
Closterium sp. NIES-65 is the source of this 3873-nucleotide messenger RNA. The record is from the annotation of a GenBank genome assembly. Lineage: Eukaryota; Viridiplantae; Streptophyta; Zygnematophyceae; Desmidiales; Closteriaceae.